Molecule: messenger RNA, 4275 nt
Organism: Durusdinium trenchii
Lineage: Eukaryota; Dinophyceae; Suessiales; Symbiodiniaceae
Source: the annotation of a GenBank genome assembly
AUGCAGCAGUGGUCCAAUGUCCUGCCUCAGGCCUUUGGCCGUUGUUUCCCUGAAGGGCCUCAGGCCGAGUUGAGCGAGGACGAUUCGCCUGAUGAAGGCGCCGCGCUGGGUGUCCCUUUGGAUCAGACAAAGCGUUGGCGCAAAUUGGCCAGGAAACGACAAAGGAAGGCUGCCUACUUCAUGCAAGACCCACAAAGCAAGUGGGCCACCCUUAUGUGGUCAGUUCUCACUGCGCCAGUCAUGGUGGUUCACUACUCCUUGUUUAAGAGGGGCACUUGGCUCUCUGAGCGACGUUGUGAGAAUGACGAGUUGACAUCCGUUGCUAGCUUCUGCAACCCUGUGCUGAACCCUGCAGCAAAGGUCUUUGACCGGGUUGUCCUCACUUCCACAUUUAUAGAGCGGGCUUUUGCCCGCUUGAGCCGGUGGUGCGAUCGCAAAGGUCCCAAACCCACACUGGCAACCCUGGCUGCAAAGAACGCAGUGUAUCAUUUUCGGUAUUUGACCGAAUUGUGGAGGGAGGAGAGGGGCUUCAAGGAUGGAACCUUGACAAAAGAGAGGAGCCAAAAGUGCAGACCUACUUGGGCUCAUGGCGUGCGAAAAGGGCGGACGAGAAAUGGCUUGCACAUAUUUGCCAAGGAGAUGGGCCUCAAACCAAGCAAGGAGUUGGUUCGCCAGUGGCGAUUGCUCAGUCAGGAACAGCGCGAGCACUAUGCAACGCUGGCCAGGGCAGACAAUAUCCAAUCGAGAGCAUUGCAAGCCAACAAGGUUUCUCACAUGGCUGAAUCUGCAGAGGUCAGAGGUGGUUUCUGGCAAAUGAGUACCCCGCAUGGGUUUCCGCUUUGCCGGAACAUUGUGGAGGCCAACCUGUCCAACUUGCGCAGUCUGGCCGAUGAGUUCAAGCGGGCCACACGGUCUUUGUGGCCAGAAAGCCCUGACAGUUUUGACGGCGCGCCUGAGCAGCCGUUUCCCUUGUGGGCGCCAUGUGACCCAGAAUGUUGCCCCCACAGGCUGAGCGACGCGCAGCGCUUGUGUUUCACUGCCUUGCUCGAUGUUUUGAGGGAGGUCAUCAUGCGCAGAGGGCCCGCGGCCAGUGAUGUUGGACAAGAACCUUUGCUGCUGCAGUUUUCCUCGACCAGCUUGCGGGCGACUCGCCAGGUUGUUGUCGCGUACAACACGAGAAAGAAACCAAUUGACGCAGCGCUGGUCGAGCUGCAAAGAAUAGAAGAGCCAAACACGAGGCCUGGUGUUUUGGAGGUGUUGGCCUGUGCGCUUGGCGUGGACGGACAGCUGCCUCUGGUUGGGGACGUGCCCUUUUGUGCGCGCUUGGCCGCAGAUGCUUUGGACUGGGAUAUGUUUGUCUUGAAAGUGGGCCCUGUGAGUAGGCUGGAUCACUUUGAUAUUUUGGCCUCUGGCCCAGUUGACGUUCAAGCGUUGAAAGCCGAGAUACUGCGGGAGAAAGAGGCGCAAAGGGCUUUGACCGCGCUGCGCAAGAUGACACCCAGGCCUGUAGGUACUGGCAGAGGCAAAGGCAAAGGCAACCGUCCAAAGGGUCUCGCUAAGGGUAAGGGUAAGGGCCGAGGCAAGCUUGUCACUGCCGACGAGCGCAGCGAUGCGAGUUGUGACGAUGGGGGCGGUUCCUCGCAAUCAGACGCUUCAGAUGACACACUCAAAGAAGAGGGGUCAGACGGGUCAGGCACUGGGGUCGCGCCUGAACAGCCGCAAGUCGCCCCUCCGCCAGUGUCUCUGGCCAGUGAUGGGCCUUUGGCCAGGCAGCGGACUCUCAGCGGCCACAGGAAGGCGCGGCAAUGCUUGCUCUGCAACACUUCUUCCACAGAUGAAUCCCCGCUCACCUAUGGGGAUGAUGAGGUGUCUUUGGAAGUUCAAGGGCGAGUGCCCUGGAGAAGCUACGAGAAGGCUCGCGCAGACGAUGGUGAGGUCUACAAGGUUCCCAGCGGGAAACUUUGCCUGGUUUGCUUUAAUGUGUACCGGGCGCUGGGUCUUCACAAAGCCUACAAGAAAGUUGACUUCUACUACAAGUUCGUGUCCAGAAAGGGCAACGAGAAUGAGCACAAGAGUUUUUUGCAGGCUCGCAAGGCUUGGGUGAAACAACAUAAUGAAGCUGGACCAGACCGCAAGAGAUUGCAGAGCAAGAAGGCUCUUCUCGAGGCAAAGAAAGAAUUGAAGGUCGAGCAGAAAACGGUCGGUAAGUUUAUCGCCCCCCGAAAACAAUUCGUGUCCUUGGAGUCUUGGGACGAAAGCAAGCGAGGGCCAGUUGAUCAAUCCAAGGUUGUUACUGAAGCCGUCUUCGGUAAAAGUGUUGAAGGAAUCUGGGUGAACAAAGGAGCAGCUGGCGUUUUUGAUUAUGAGGAGUACCAAGAUACUUCCUUAGUGGAACAAGAAACUGUGCACAAUUCCAGCGAAACUCCUUUUGCUGAAGAAUCUUUGGCUAGGAAAAGGAAAGCCCUGUUGGGCGAGCUCCAAGAAGGCUCCCAGGCCAGGGAGAAAGCUUCUGUUGAGGGUGAAGAACUGGACAUGGCGGGCUUGCUUGCAGCAAUCCAAAGCCAGGGGCACGCGGCCUCUGGCCAGGUUAAAGGGGAGCUUGCCAAGUCUGAUGGCGCUGACGCUCCAGCUUCCGACAAUAAGUCUGAUGACGCAGGGACGUCCAGCUCUGAGGAGGGCUCCAACCAUGCAGGACGCUUUGGCCCUACAGCCAGCAAAAAACAACAAGCAAGUCAAGGCCUCGCCAAAGCCAAACUCAAGCCAACUGCAACACAGAGCAGCCAAAACAAGAAGCCAGCAAAACCACACCGGUUCAUAGAUAGCUCAAACAUUACUGGCGGCAGUGCCAAGGCUAAGGCUAAACCAAGUUCCGCAGGCUCGCAGCAGGCUGAACGCAAAGAAAGCAGUGCUAGCUUGGAAAGCAGUGGUACCUUACUGGCCGAUGGUCGCGCUCAAAGAGCCCUACGGAACUUGAAGGAGAAAUUGUCUGAGUGGCAACAGGCCCUGCUGAAAAUCAAGGUCGAUGAUGACCUGCCAAAAGCAGAUGCCCAGUCGCAGGCAGCAUUUAGGACGGAAUGCACCAGGCGAGCUUCUGAGGCAAAGAUUUUGAGCCGGCAAACUCGGGAUUACAGUAAACGAAUGGACAAGAGCAACAACAAAUCUCUCUUUGAGGAGGACUUGCUUUCCUUAAGCAGGUUGGAACAGGCUUCCGCCAGGUUGCACUCUUGGUUCACACUUUGCGCGACAGGUAGCUCAGCGUCACCUGCAGAGAUGGUCGCAGCCUAUGAGAAUGUUUCAGGCUUUUUUGACUUGCUGAGCUCUGAUGCUUUUGGCAGCUGUUUCCAGUUGAAGUAUGCUUUGGCCAAAGCUUCCCAGCACUGCCUGUAUGGCGAGUAUGCCCAGUACUGUUGUUUGUUCACUGCUUCCAGUGAAGAGAUGAAGCCUUUGGCACAAUCCUUGGGUCAUCAGUGCCUGGUCGAGUCAGUUGCAGCAGAGGUUGAAGGCCGGAUUUUGUUGAGCUUGAAGGCAAUCAAGACAGCAGAUGCGCAGGCCAUGGCCUCCGGCCAAGUUGACUUACCGACAGCGCUUCUCGAGGCUAAGGAUCUGUGUGAAGCUGUGGUAGCUGCCUGUGCCAAGUAUGGGGAGGAUGAUUUCUUGGCAUCUCCAUUGAAGAAGCCGUGCUCUGUGGCCUCAGGCCUCCUCAACGUGGCCGAUAUCUCUGCCACCGCUUCAGCAGUCGAAGUCAUGGAACAGUCACAGGCAGAAGAGGAUUCGCAUGGGUCCUUUGAGGGGGCCAUCCAAGUUUUCUUCUCUGAGCAUGCUGUGGGCCAGAGCUUGGUUGACCUGGCAACAGCCAGGGUCGCAAGUGGUGAAAAGGAGCAGAUUGCGCAGACUGCUAUCAAAGAGCUUGGAGAUGAAUUGCCCAAGUUGCAGGCCUUAUCGCAUGCAUUUUGUGUACAGGGAAUCAAGCUCAUCAAGGAUGACCUGCUUCCAGUGCAAAAGCUGCUGGAUACCUGUGCAAAGUCCGUGAGCGCUUUGAAAGGCAGCAAGGGUAAAGACAAAGAUCAUGGCAGAGCCUAUGACCGCCUCAUGGAGCUCUUGGCUGGUCACAAGGCAACUUUCACUUCAGAGGUCAAGAGACUGCUUGAAGGAGAGCUGAGGGGAAAUUUGGCACAGCGCUUGCACCUUGAUCAUUCGGUCUCUUUUGUUACGCUGUUAGGAUUUUCUUCUGUUUUCUUUUUUUGCUACACUAUGACUAUGACUAUGAGGCUAUGA